CUGUACUUAUUUUGAUCGGGCUGCAGCCCUAUCAAACCAUUUUCCUAUAGGAAGAGAGAUUAGGGGGACGAGAGAUUAAGGGGUGUGGAACUGGAGAAUAGAAGAAGUUUCAUGUGAAGGGAACCAAACUAGAAAUAGGCGGGAGAGGGGCGCUUUGCACGAGGAAAUAAAUCCAAAGUCUAGAGAGAGAGAGGUAUUUGAGGGUUUAUCAGGAGAGAGAGAGAGAGAGAUAUUUGAGGGUUUAUCAGGAUUUCCAAAGAAAGCAUCACAAAUCAGGAGCGGUUUUGGAAACAGGACAUGGAGCUUAAAAGGAUGAUGGAGAAAGGUCUUUUGUCUUCCUUUUCAAGAUCAUUGCAUAUGCUCUCAAAGAACAUUCAAGGAUCCCUCAAUCUGCAUUUGCAACCUCUGGGAAUUUUUGGUAGAAGAGAAUAUCUGUCUAAAGCCUACUUUGAUGGUGACAAAGGAUGGACCUCUUCUGGCUCUAUACAGGGUGCAGCCCUCAAGAGUGGCAAGGCAGAGCUCCAAACUACAGGUCAAAGAUUUUCAAUGCUAAUGGAGAGUUUAAAGCGCAGACAUUUUUCAACAACUGGAAAUGGUGCUGAUGAUCAAAAAAAUGAAAAGGAAAAAAUCUCUGUGACAUUCGUGGACAAGGAUGGUAAUGAGAAAGAAAUAAAGGUCCCGAUUGGCAUGUCCAUGUUAGAAGCUGCUCAUGAAAAUGACAUAGAUCUUGAAGGGGCAUGUGAAGGCUCCCUUGCAUGUUCAACUUGCCAUGUUAUUGUAAUGGAUGUGGACCACUAUAAUAAACUGGAAGAUCCAACCGAUGAAGAGAAUGAUAUGUUAGAUCUCGCCUUCGGACUUACAGAAACAUCACGGUUAGGUUGUCAAGUGAUCGCGAAGCCUGAACUGGAUGGGAUCCGCCUAGCUCUGCCGGCUGCUACCAGAAACUUUGCAGUGGAUGGAUAUGUGCCCAAGCCUCACUGAAACUCGAAUGAUAGAAUGCAUCCUCUUUGAGUGUAUAGAAUGCGACUAUAGCAGUUUUGUAAUAUCUUCAUCAUGUAGGCAUACCAAGGAAGGGCUCUCGGCUCUCCCACCUGUGCUUGUUUGAGAAAUCCAUAUUGACAGUUCAUGGUCAUGAACAUUUGUUCUGUAAUAUUAUGUACUGUCUGUUCUUAAUGGGUAUGCUACACAUUUAUUGACAACAAAGAAUAGUUCAAUUAUGGAA
Messenger RNA from Amborella trichopoda, 1222 nucleotides. RefSeq lists its product as uncharacterized. The record is from RefSeq and is a predicted model, not a curated record. Gene Ontology annotation, biological process: P450-containing electron transport chain. NCBI's taxonomy places the organism in Eukaryota, Viridiplantae, Streptophyta, Magnoliopsida, Amborellales, Amborellaceae. Gene Ontology annotation, cellular component: mitochondrion. Gene Ontology annotation, molecular function: electron transfer activity; 2 iron, 2 sulfur cluster binding.